Sorex araneus (European shrew) is the source of this 5796-nucleotide messenger RNA. RefSeq names its product KIAA1210 ortholog. Lineage: Eukaryota; Metazoa; Chordata; Mammalia; Eulipotyphla; Soricidae. The transcript is spliced from 11 exons. Bases 1 to 5796 code for a protein of 1931 amino acids. The record is from RefSeq and is a predicted model, not a curated record.
AUGGCAGAAGCACCAAAUGAAGUUUCUAUGAACAUAGAAGCUAUAGAGGCCAGUGAUGAGGUUUCAUUUCCAGGAAAGAAGAAAUUCAAAUUUAAAGCUUUAAGGAGCUUUUUUGUUAAGAAGAAGAAAAAAGACUCUGAAGAGAGUCCUUCCCAACGAGGGAGGAGGCUGCAAUCCAGCCUGUCCAGCAGCAAUAUUAGCAUCUCAUGCCUGAAGGCAGCUGAGGAAGCUUCGCCAAAUGAGCCUGGGGUGAAGACAACCUUGGGGAGCAAAGCUCUGUCCCAUGACAGCAUCUUUAUGUUGGAGCCUGAGCUUGAAAGAUCAACAAAUAAAAAAUACUCCACUCCGGAGACCCAAAAAAGUAUACCUCAGCAGAAAGCUCAGGCUUCCAGAACUUUGCCUAGAAUUGGAACUGUUGGUAUGCAUGGAGCUGAUUAUGAAGCUAUGGCCCUGUAUUCACCCAGAAGUGGAGUCUGGCGUUCAGGUUCUCCGAUCCCUGAGACCCUAGUACUUCGCCCACGCCAACAUAGCACCAGCCCACCAAUUAUGAGGUCUCAUGAAAUCUCUAAGGACUUGGAACCAAUCUCUAUUGAGGAAGAGUCAUGUAAGAGUGUACUAAAAAAGACUUCGCCACACAAGUUGUUGGCAUUGAAAAGGAACUCCUCUGAGGAACCUUCUGGACCAGUUUGCUCACAUUUCUUGACCACAUUUGCUAUGAUGAGCUCUCCCAGCAGCACUCGGCCCGCUAGCUUUGGUACCCCAGCCACCACCAUGAGCCAUUUGGAUUCUUCAGCUGCUCAACAUGAGAUGAUUUUAAAUCCCAGUGAAUAUAAGAAACCCCUACCACCUGCAAUUCCUGGAAUAAGAGACCUGGAAAUCAACUCAGAAGAUGAAGUACAACCUUUGCAAAAUGCUCCUGAGGAAGUGGUGAAAAUAAAACAGGAGGAUCAAAACUUUCAACUGUUUGCUGAAGAAGAGAAAUUUGCAACCAAAUCAAAACAAGAUGAGCAAAUGAAGACACGAGAUUAUGGUACAGAAUCCAUCAGCCUGGAACAGUGUGACAAAGCAGAGCUUUCUGAAAAGACCACAGAACAAGAUGCUGCUAGAAUUCCAGACUACCCAUCAUCUGAUCCCAUUGGACAAGUGCAUGGAAGAAAAGACUCGAGUGCUUCUGGAACAAAUGAGAGUGAAUCCACAGGAAGAUGUUUUCAACAGUCUAGUCUAGGACUUGACAUCAAUGAUGAAACUGGAUCUCUACCUGCUGAUAAGUGUUCUAGUGACAUGCUUUGGCACAUGUUCAUGGAGAAGUCAAACCUGAGUCCACCCACCACUAUACCAUCAGAGGCCACUACUCCUCAAGAAUUGAUCUCAGAUAAAGAUCAUAUGGGAGGGCAAAAUUAUAGCCUGGAUUUAGAAUCCACAAAAGCAUCAGCACCACAAAUUAUGUCUGAAGAUGUAAAGGAGUCUAUGAUUCAAAGCUCACCUUCCUACUUUGGAAAUAAUAAUUCUGUAAUUGAGAAAACAACAAAAGAAACCAAAGAAUCUCUUUUAUCAAUGAUAGACAAUCUAUCUGCCAAUCAAGAAGACGAUGUUGUCCCCAUGGCAAUGGAGGAACAAGUAUCUGAGGAGUCUUCUCACUUCCCCUCAGAAGAUGUAACUGCUUCCAGCCUUGAUUUCCCAAGUAUCCAUUUUAAAAUGGAAUCAGUUCAAGAUCUUCCAUCUCUCUUCAAAGAAAAACCUACUGGGAGCCUUUUUUAUGCCUUUCCAAGAAGGGUUUCAAGCAUAAGCAGUGCUUUAGCCGAGGAAGACAUUUCCACAGAAGAGCCUCACGUGACCUUUUCCUGGUCCUCAGAAAAGCAUGAUGAUGAUGAUGAUGAUGAUGAUGAUGAUGUGUUUUUGGAUCCCAUCUGUGCUUCAAAGGAAGGGGAUAGCAAUCACAGGCCGCUGACUCCUGGAUAUUCCUUCCACUCCACACAGAUAGUUCCAGAUGAACCAGAAGUCUCUUCAGAUUUAGAAGAGUUUUCUAUUCCCCCAAAUACCUCUGAGAAGCAGAUGUCUACCAAAGUUUAUGCCCAACCCAUUGAGAAGUCCCAGGCUGAGGACAUCCUGGUCAAAUCAGAGAGCUUUACAGAAGAAGGGACUGAUUCUGAUCAGCUGCUGAGUCUCGGAUAUACUAUCUCAUACUUGGUGAAGUCUGAAGAGGACCCAGGAGUCUUCACAGAAUCCAAAGGUUCUGAGAAAGCAAGCACUCCUGAGGAGAAGCUGACUCCCACAGGCACCUCCCAGGCUUGGGUAGAGGCUGAAGAAGUUUUCACAGAAUCGAAUAGUUUUGUGGAGAAGUACAAUAGUGCUGAAGAUUGGAGCAGCUCAGAGGAAGGGGUGACUUCCAAACCCCCUUCUGAAACUUCAGAGAAGUCUGACGGCCAAGAGGAAAUUAGCUCUAGUUUAAUGAACCUACCUGAUAAGGAAAGUGUCUCUAAAAAGCAGCUUACUUCCACAGACCCUUCUCAACUGACUGAGAGGCCCACUGCUCAGUGUCAGCACUCUUCCAGCUCAGUGAGUGCUUCUGAAGAAAAGAUUGUGCUUGAGGAACCUCCCAGUCAGCCAAUUCAGUCUGAGGUGAGCACCCAAAUUGAGAAACAAGCCUCUUUGGAGAUAACAGUUGAGUGUGGCAUUGAUACAGAGAAUCUGAUUCCUGAAACCAUUCUGAAGCACCCCAUUGGGCCAAAAACAGAGGAAACAAUCAUAUCAGAUGUGGAAAUAAUGCCUCUAGAAGAGAUCACUUCUGUGGAACCACUGUCAGCAGAAGACCCUCCUCAGUCCUCCUUGCAAGAGGAAGUCAAGCCAGAAAUUUCCACAGGUACAGAGAGCACAGAUGUUGAAGAAAGGAUCUCUCCAAAUAUUCCGCUGCCCAAAAUUUCACCCCAAUCAUUUGUUGGACUGGAUGAGAAAACAGAAGUCCUCUGGGAUGCAAAAAAUUCCCUGGGGGAGAAGACCCCUUCUCAGUCACAGCUCUCGGAGAAACCUCUUGUCAAUCUCCAAUGCUCUGCAGAUUCAGAUAGCAGAGUAAAAGAGGAGAGCAUUUCUGAUGAGUCCCCCAGACUCCCUUCACAGUCCUUGGUGAGCCCAGAAGUUGAGCCAAAAUUUCCCAUUGAAGAAAGACCAGUGGUUGAAGAGAAGAGUUCUCUGGUGGCAUCGCCUCCUAAAAUUCCUCUCAAGUCAUUGUUCAGCCCUACAAAACAGGAGGAUAUUCUGUCAGAUUUGGAGGAGGAUGCUGCAAAGAAAACCAGUCCAAUGGAGCCAGUGAUCCCUACUUAUUCUUCAGUUGAACACAACUCCCAGAGCACAUUUGCUGAAAAGAGCAAGUUAAUAGAGAGGUUGCUGCCUAGGUGGCCAAUCCCACCUUGUGGAAAGUCAAAACCCCAGCCAUGUUCACCCCCACGCCAAAUGACGAAGGUUUCUGCCAAAUACAGCAGCUCUAGGGAGCCAUUGCCUCCCUGCAGCCCUGUUCCAUCGUGGAAGAGCCCAAGACAUAAGCAGCUGACAUACACAGUUACUGAGUUCAAGGCAAUCAAAACAGAGGCACAGGAGAGUAUUUGUUCGGAGACACCAACUUCCGAACACUAUUUGAAGACCUGGGAGAACUUAUUUUGUGAACAUUCCUCUCUAUGUCCAAAGAAAAUUGCUGAGGAUUGGGGCAUCUCUUUUGAUCCACUGCCACCCAGAACACGUUCUUCAACCUCAGUGAGGUCACGCAUUGCUCGAGCAAUCACCUCAAGUACCAAGAUUGCUUCUUCACAGUGGCUUAAGUCUGAGAAACCAAUGCCUCCUAGGUACACCGUCCAACCCUGGGUAAGCACCAAACCUGAGAAGAAAGGCUUUGCAACUGCAGAGAGAGAUGUGGAGGAAAGGGACACACCUCUGGAGCAGAUGAAUUCUGGAGCCCCUGUCAAGGUCACCAUGAAACCAACAGUCAAACAAACCAUGGAAGCAUGUCCAGAGAGUACUACCAAGGAGAGGGCAAUACCAACAGAGAACCUGCCUCCCAAACAACCCUGGUGCAUGAUAAAACGGAAAUUCCAGCAAGCCUCCUCUGAUUUUGAGAGCUUGUCCAAGGAGGCAGUUUCUGAAAAGAUUUCUGAAAAAUCCGUGCUUCCCAAAUAUCCAAUCCAGUUCUCAGUGAGGCCAAAAGUGCAGGAAAUGUCCAGCCAUCCAGGAACGGCUGCAGUAGAAGGAGGCAAGCUGUCCUCCAGACAGCCUUCCCAGUCAUUUGUGAAGUACAUGGCCCAACAGAUCUUUUCAGAGGGUCCUUCCACCACAGGAGGAGCUCGCGGUCAUCCUUCAGCCGCAAAUAAGCCUUCCAAAUUUUUAUUGAAAUCAAAAGUGGAACACCCAGUUAGCUCAAGUUGGGAGACUGCUGACGAAAACAUUUCUACCAAGCAGACACGGGCCUAUCAUCCUUUAAAGUCCUUGGGAACAUCUGAAGACCUCCAUGAAGUCUGUCCACCAGUGGAGAGUCCUUCAGCUAAGUGGGGCACUGCUAGAGCGAAGCCGCCUCUUAAACCUCUUCCCCAGGCCUUGGGAAAAGCUGAGAACCAGCAAGAUGAGAAGUCUAUUGAAGAAAGGAAGAGUUCUGAGGAGAAGAAGCCUCCCAGAUACCCUUUCCUAGCUGAAAAUAAAGCUGGUUUGCAGUAUCAAAAGUUCCCCAAAGGCUCCAUGAGUUCCAUCUCUGGUGCCGAGGAGCAGUUGUCUCCCAAAAACCCUUGGCAGGUAGUAGGAGAACCUGAGCCUCAACAACCAGUUCAUUCCAAAGCCAUGGGUCCUGCUGCUGAUGGAGUCAAAUCUGAGGGCAAUCUUAGCAGUUGGUCCCUACCAAGACCCCAAUUUUCACCAAGCAAAGUCAGGAAACAGUAUCACAGCUCUGAAGACAUCCUUAAGAACAUCCAUACUCUUGCUUCCAAAGCUGUGAAAUUCUCCCUUCCACCAACGAGUGAAACACCCUCUUCUGGCAGCAUUUACUCUAAGGAAGUUCUGAAGUGGGAUAAUGGAAAUAAAGGCAGUGGUUCAGAGCUUUCCACCCACAAAAAUGAUGUUGAAACCCUAUUUGGAGUCAGGCUGAGAAAAACCUCACAGAAGUACAAGAGCGACAAGCUAGAGGGCUAUUCCAGUUUUCCUUCAUCAUCCAAAAGCCAAGUUUCAUCGCCAAUUGCUCAAGAGCAGCAAAUAAAAAGAAGUGUCUCCCAGGGGUACCUACCGACCUCAGAGAACCUCACCAAAAUAUCUAGCUUCGGAGAGAAGCCACACAGCAGACAUAUACCUGAAAGCAUGACCAAGAAGCAAGACCAAUACAAGAUUCCAGCAAAGACUCAUACUCAAAAAUCAGAUCAUGUCUGCUCUGAGCCAACUUGGAUGACCAUGGUAAGGCAGAGACAGAAGAUUUUCCAAGAAGAGCUGUCAGUGAAAGAACCAAAGUUUAAGAGCAUUGAUGAAGCCAAAGUUGAAGCCAAAUAUGGGAGAGUUGGAGCUUCAAAUAUCCAAUCAGCCAAGAAGGUUUACCUUUCUCCCUUUGCUGACACAGAGCAGAAGAUGGCAUUCGUGAAGCAACUCAAGUCUACCUUGGCAGCAGGACUUGAAGAGAAAAGGGUUUCUCAAGUAGGUGACAUGAGUAAAGAAGCAAGAAAGUCUGCAACUCUCCCAGCGAAGCUCCAGCCUGCUGAUUCAGCUGAGCCAGCCUGGUUCUCGAUGGCCAAGAAGAAAUCCAAAGCAUGGAGCAAUAUAAGUGACAACGUGCAAUAA